Messenger RNA from Drosophila rhopaloa, 1208 nucleotides. RefSeq lists its product as uncharacterized. NCBI's taxonomy places the organism in Eukaryota, Metazoa, Arthropoda, Insecta, Diptera, Drosophilidae. Bases 176 to 805 code for a protein of 209 amino acids. The transcript is spliced from 3 exons. The record is from RefSeq and is a predicted model, not a curated record.
UGCAUUUUCUGCUAUGUUUUUGUAUGGGGGUGUGACGUAUUAUUUUUUGUUUUUGUAAUAUUGUAAAUUAAAGCAACAAUUGUCGUGGUAAAUACAAAGUGAAUCGUGUUCCCGGGAGGCCGUUUAUACAAAGAACUCUUAUUCAAAACAAUCGUUUGACCGGCAAAACAACAAAAUGCAGGUGGAAACAAAAACAAUAGGCGGUGACGUCACGGUUCGCCAACAUCAGAAAAAUAACAAAACCAAUGGGAUUUUCUCGACGGCAGUCAGAAGCGAAAUAAUCGGGGAACCGAACGGACCGAGAUAUACCUCCACGCCGAAAACCUCUCAUCAUCCAAAACUUCAGCAUUACGUAGGCGUACCGGAGCCCUCAGAAAAGGGGCGUGUGGGCGUGGUGACCGCCUUCGAUCCGUUGAUCAAAAAAGUGGCCCUUCUCUUUGGCAUUCUCAUUAUUGGGUACAAAAGCGUCAUUUUAACCAUGCCAUACAUUAGCGGCGACUCCAUCCAGGUGAUGAGCCACCAGGUGCAGAGUCGGUGGAACGAUACCCUGGUGUGGGCCACCAGUCACCAACUGGGCUCCAGGCUGAGCCCCCUGCUGUGUGGCCUUUUGGUGGCCGCAUUCGCGUACGGAAUUGUGUACUUGGACAGUGCAGUGCCCGGCGUAAAUCCGCCCUCGCCCUUCACGCCGCGUUCCAAGAAGCGUUUCCGCGAGGAGAAGACCGCCUCGCUGCACUUGGGAUAUUUGUGUGCUCUGUUCUGCGGAUUUCUGGUCACGGUCUUCAUGUACUUCGAUUUGUACUCGUAAAACGGAGCCCCCCAAUUCCUUCCUCUUAGUCAAAUAAGCUCAACAGUAUUAGAAUUUAAUCGGCCACUUUGGAAUUUGUAUUUAUUGUAGUCCUCGUAACUGUGCAAUGCUCCUGAAGAGAAAUGUUAAAGGGCACUUUGAAGAUAACUUAGUUCCUUGGUACAUUAAUUAUAAGUUACUUACUUACACUCUAUAAAUUAUUCAAAAUAUCAAAACUAUAAAAGUACAAAAUGAAACAUUUCCCUGUGGAUUUCAGGUUAGGCCAGAAAAGCUAAAGUUAACAUAUUUAUACCUUAUAGAGAAAAUAUUAUCGCCUGGCCUAACAAUCUCGAGAAAACUGUAUAUGCUAAUACCUUACUAAAAUAUAAAUUACUUAUGCACCUUGUUUUGCAUCAGAAUAUAA